GAGCGUUGUCCCUCGGAUGAAGACCUUUGAAGAUAACGGAAAGCUACGAGUAUAUCGGCCAUUGAUGGAGAUAGGAGGAGGCUGAGAGUCACGGUUCCUUCAUUGAGAUCUGCCACCCACCACCACCUGCCACCCACCACCAACGAGACUGCCACCUACCAUCAGCUAACCACCACCGCCCACAACCACCCAUCAGUAGGAAUUAUAUAACUAUACAGGUGUGGGCCAUGGACCAGGAUCUCAAGGGAUGGUACACGGAACAGUCGCCCAUGUGGCCCGGGCAGGCUUUCUCCCUCCAGAUAGAGAAAAUUUUACAUGAGAAAAAAAGCAAAUUUCAGAACAUUCAGGUCUUGGAGAGCACACACUACGGCAAGAUGCUGGUACUAGACGGAGCCAUCCAAUUUACCGAGAGGGAUGAGGCAUCUUACCAAGAGAUGAUUACCUUCCUCCCUCUCAACUCUCACCCGCACCCUAAGAAAGUUCUCGUCGUAGGUGGAGGUGACGGUGGGGUGGCGAGGGAAUGUAGCCGACACCCAGCUGUUGAGGAAGUCGUCCAGUGUGAGAUUGAUGCUGAGGUGAUAGAGGCGUGUAAGACAUUCGUACCAUCUAUGGGUUGCGGCUUCUCUAACCCUAAGCUAACUCUGUACACUGGGGACGGAGCGCAGUUCCUGGAGAAGACCAACGACAAGUUUGAUGUGAUAAUAACAGAUGCUUCAGACCCUGUGGUGAAUGGCGAUGGUGGAGGGGUGAAAGAUGGUCCUGCCAUUUCACUGUUCCAAGAGGAUUACUACGCUCGCAUGAAGGACAAGUUAACCGAGGGAGGAAUCUUGUGCUGUCAGGGGGAGUGCAUGUGGCUGGAUGCUGCUCUGAUCAGUCGUCUGGUGAAGAAUUGCCACGAGAUCUUUCCUGUCGUGGAGUACGCGUACACCUGUACCCCUUCCUACCCCUCGGGCCAGAUCGGUUUCAUUCUCUGUAGUAAGAAUGAGGCCACCAACUUCCGAGACCCAGUGACGGUUUGGGACUGCGAGAAAGCCACCGCUCUCUCCCUCAAGUACUACAACGCAGAUAUCCACCGCGCCUCGUUUGUCAUGCCUACGUUCAUGAGGAACAUUCUCAAGGAUGCUCGAUAAACUAAGUCUUUCCUUCUUGUAUACAUAGAUGACGUCCAUUGUGGUGUUUUAGCCCUUAAUCAAUGGCUAAGGAUUCCUAAAUUAUCCCCUCCUACCCCUCCUAUACCCUCCUGCUCCUCAUCCCCUCAUAUGUGCAAAAAUGUAAUCUUCCACUGAUAAUGGCCGCUGGUUAAGGGUUAAAAUAAGCUGGGGUGACUAAUCUUUAUGUCAUCUAAUAAGGAAGAUGUGAGAUAUUGUUAUUCUAUUUUUGUUCUCUUCACUGAUUGGUUCAUUAUUUUUAUUCUCUUCACUGAUUGGUUCAUUAUUUUUAUUCUCUUCACUGAUUGGUUCAUUAUUUUUAUUCCCUUCACUGAUUGGUUCAUUAUAGUUUGUUUUGUGUUUUAGUUAUUCAUUUCUUAAGUCCUCACAUUUUCUAAUCCUUUACCAUAGCACUAAAUUUUUCUUUGUUAAUUUUCACCAUCAAAUGAAAUCCUUCCAAAUUUAACUGAAGAGAUAUUUUCUUUUUCUGUUCAUAAGGUUGUGUUGUCGAGUGUGUAUACUAAUUAUGAUCUUAUAAACAUGGUUCGUGGAUCAGUAGAUUUAUUUAUGUAUCACAGUUGGUGUCUUAUAUAAGUAGACCACAGUGUAUGGUCAAGAGUCUCAUGGCAGCCACACAUCACAACAAAACACUUGAGUUAAUUAAUGUCUUGUGUGGUCGCUGGUUUAAACAAUCAAAUGGGGGAAAAUAUCGUAUAAAGAUGUUGGAAUUUAUGUUCAUGUGGUAUUCUUAACUUCACUCAAAUGUUGGAAUUUAUGUUCAUAUGGUAUUCUUAACUUCACUCAAAUGUUGGAAUUUAUGUUCAUAUGGUAUUCUUAACUUCACUCAAAUGUUGGAAUUUAUGUUCAUAUGGUAUUCUUAACUUCACUCAAAUGUUGGAAUUUAUGUUCAUAUGGUAUUCUUAACUUAACUCAAAUGUAACUAACCAUUUAAGGAAGGACUUGAUGACUACAGGCAAUAGGUUCAAGGGCUGCAGAAGGUUUGGGGACUACUGAGUGUUAAGCUAUCAUAGGGUCCUGUGUAUGCCGAGGUAUUGAUAGAAUUUCCCCUUUAAAUAACACAAAAUUCAAUAAGAUUUACUAGAGACUGAUAUUUGUGUCAUUUAAGAUACACCACUUAAGAGACACCCUGUACAGUGUGAUACAGGACCUAUGAGACACCCUGUACGGUGUGAUACAGGACCUAUGACACCCUGUACAGUAUGAUGCAGGACCUAUGACA
Molecule: messenger RNA, 2388 nt
Organism: Homarus americanus (American lobster)
Lineage: Eukaryota; Metazoa; Arthropoda; Malacostraca; Decapoda; Nephropidae
Gene: SpdS
Product: spermidine synthase-like
Exons: 10
Coding region: 228-1130 (300 amino acids)
Biological process (GO): spermidine biosynthetic process
Cellular component (GO): cytosol
Molecular function (GO): spermidine synthase activity
Source: RefSeq, a predicted model, not a curated record